Meloidogyne enterolobii is the source of this 1112-nucleotide messenger RNA. The record is from the annotation of a GenBank genome assembly. Lineage: Eukaryota; Metazoa; Nematoda; Chromadorea; Rhabditida; Meloidogynidae.
UCGAGGCAUAGAUAUAGAGGGAAGUAGAAAAGGGGAAAAAGAAGAAAAUUUUAGUGCGAUUCAUCCAAUCCUCCUAUUUACUCUUCGAGACAUAAAUGAAAGAAUGCCAUUAGAGAAGAAUUUUUUAAAAUAAAAAAAUUUCUGAACGCGGAACAAAACAACAAAGUAAACAACAACAAUAAGUACACAAGUCCAACAAUUAUUUUUAAAAAAUAAUAAAACGCCAAAAAAUGCCAAAAAUUUUUAAAUAACGCCAAAAACGUCUUAUUCACAAUUUUUAAAAAAUGUCCAGAAUUUCUUCAAUGGCCCGAUUAAGAGUGGCUGCAGCAUUGGAAGACGAAAGAAAAAAAGAUUUGGAACUGCAACAAAAUGGAGGGCCCAGUACUUCAUCGAUAAAUAAAAGUUGUAGCAGUACUUAUGGGCAUGGAUCGCCUGGGGGACCUAGAGGAAGACUCCCUUCUGUGGCUAAAUUUCUUUCUGCGAGAAGAAGGUCAAAGUCACACUCUCGACUGCUUGAUUCUAGCUUCUUUCUUCGAAUUGUUGCGGCCUUCGAGAAGAAUUCUUCCUGUGGCCGUCAUUGUCACCACUCUCAUUUGGACGAUGGCCUUUGUGGGAGAUUUAUGAGACGUAAACUGCUUGGACAACAUGCUAAUAACUCACUUGGACGUCAAAACGAUCCUUAUGAUUCUUAUCGUUUAAACGGUAAUUCUAACGCUGUGAUAGAAGACGGAAACGAAGCAGAUUUGUAUUCCUUACAAAUGGAUAUGCCAAUUAAAGUCUUAAACGGGUCGCCAGGCUACAUAAAUAUUCUCGACGGGUUAAACGCCUGGCAAUUAGUAUCAGAAUUGGCAGAAGCUACAGGUCAACCUGCAGCCGCUUCCUUCAAGCAUGUCAGUCCAGCAGGUGCAGCAAUCGGUGUUCCUCUAAAUGAUACUGAAGCACAAUCUUUAAUGGUGGCAGAUUUGUCGAUAGACCCUCGACGUCCAUCACUGGCAUCGGCACUUGCUAGGGCUAGAGGUUGGAAAAGGGUUACUAUAAUAUUUGUGGGAAGGGAUUCAAAUUUUAAUAAGACUCCGGUAGUGAGAGGACAUUGGUACAUGGAUCACUAUUAA